GGCUACAGGCCUAUAGCCUACAGGUCUACUCUCCAGUCUCCAUAAUCUAUUUAUACUAUACAGACAUUUUUUCUUCUUCAAUAGUUUUUGUUUAAAUAUUAAUAGAGUACCAACAACAAAGCUCCAACUCUAUUUGCACUUGGUAGACAGACACAUUGUACAAAGAAACUUUGGUAAAUAGCUGGUAAACGACAAAAUGUUUCUUGGUUAUGUAUGAAUUCUAAAAGUUAAUUAUGUGAUCGACCUACUGAAGACACUGUUAAGUAAGAUUUUUAUGAUACUGUAUUGUUGUGCUUUACUAUCUUAUAUUGGUACACAAUAGUCCAACACAAAAGUAAAGUUCGAGAAAGCCAGCUCUUUUUAAAUUCUUUUAAAUGGGUGGCUAUUGACGGAGGCGUCGGCGAGAGCGAGGAGUUUGACUCUGGGGAGCCUGGAGCCCUAACAAAAAAAUGACGCCGUGAUGUUUGCUAUAUAUAAAAGCAGCAUGUUUACCUCGUGUGACUCAUAAAACUGUGUAUACUUUCAUUGAAGACGACAACAAUAGAAUAUAUAAUAAUUAUGGCUCCAGGAAUCAAUAAUGUGACGGUGAUGACCCCAUUGCGCGAAUCUAGCGCGAAGGGUGUCGCUAGGUCUAGUAAGAUUGUAAGGCGGACGACAAAAGCUACCCUUCAUACACAGAACUUCCUGGCCACUGCGGGUAUGAGAAGUUUCCCGUCAAUUGUGGAUGAAAUGACUGUUGCUUUUCAGCAAGAAGUUGCAGAAAGCUCUGCUAAGCUACUCACACCCGAGCAGUGGAGUACGGUUCCUGUGGAGAGUAGGCAAAUGACUGGAAAACUUUUCUUGGGCGGCUGUGAACACUUCGAAAAGGUUGCCGCAGAAGAUGUCAGUGAGUUAGUACAGUCAUCUAUUUCGAAUCAGAACGUGCAUAAUAUGGAAGUUCUAUUUGUAUCUCUGGCGGGAUCGCAAAGCCAGGUGAUCAGUCGCAUAGAGCUAGAGGAAGUGUGGAGCCAUCUGUCAGAACUUGUGAAGCAAGGCUCGGUGAAACACUUGGGUGUUGUCGACGCCACUAUACAACAGCUGGAGUGGUUAAAGCACGCCGAAUCACCUCCGACGCACGUAGAUGUACACUCAAAGUUAUUGGAAGACGAAUCGUUCUUAGAUUCACAGUUUUUUAAGUACUGCAAGGCAAAUGGCAUAGUAAUGACGACACACAGUGAUGCAAAGGGCCAUCUGACCUGCAAUACAGAUAUCAAUUUUCAGAAGGACAAUGAGUGUUUGCGCAUAAAGCCGUGCAUGGCCUUAAGGUACACUGUGUCAGCCACUCACCGAGCAACCCCUCUGGUAAGAGGGUAUGUGGUGCGAACGGAUGUCACGAUCUUGGAAUAGUAUGGAACAGCACAUUGGUAAACGAACUGAUAAAUAUAUAAAAUGAAACUAGCUGGAUACA
Messenger RNA from Sphaeroforma arctica JP610, 1447 nucleotides. RefSeq lists its product as hypothetical. The transcript has a single exon. NCBI's taxonomy places the organism in Eukaryota, Ichthyosporea, Ichthyophonida. The record is from RefSeq and is a predicted model, not a curated record. Gene Ontology annotation, cellular component: glutamate-cysteine ligase complex. Gene Ontology annotation, molecular function: enzyme regulator activity; glutamate-cysteine ligase catalytic subunit binding. Gene Ontology annotation, biological process: glutathione biosynthetic process. The coding region runs from base 559 to 1386 and encodes 275 amino acids.